This is a messenger RNA of Penicillium oxalicum, 2697 nucleotides long. RefSeq names its product ankyrin repeat domain-containing protein. Bases 1 to 2697 code for a protein of 898 amino acids. The transcript has a single exon. The record is from RefSeq and is a predicted model, not a curated record. Lineage: Eukaryota; Fungi; Ascomycota; Eurotiomycetes; Eurotiales; Aspergillaceae. Gene Ontology annotation, molecular function: protein binding.
AUGCCUCCUGCGACCGAGGAAGCCAUCCGCGCGGUUGCGGCCAUGGCGACAACCCUAGGCAACAAAAUCUCGGUCCACAUGCUGAACUAUCUUAGCACGACGCAGGAUCUGCCCGAUGGCUUUCGCGAAUUGUCACAUACCUUUCUUGAUACGUGCCGCACCCUGUGGGCCAUUGAGACUGGAAUCACCGAAUUGACCGCCGCCAAUCGUUCUCUGCCCGAGAUCGUCAUCGACGAGAUCCAGAAGAAAUUUGUGGCGGCCUACCGUGAUUUCCAACAACUCGACAAGGUCAUCUUGAAACUGGUGCAAUGGGAACACCGCGGGACACUGGGUAAACUUCAGCGUGGAUGGAGUCGGCCGGGCCACGAGCUCAAUCGCAUCCACGAAUCCCUCAAGAAGAACAAUGAGACUCUGCAAAUCAGCGGCAUGGCCUUUCACUGGUCUAUGAAGGAAGCACACCCUGAGGAGGCCGUGGGAAUUGGAUACGCCAGUCUCGCCGCGGCACUAGAUCGCAUCUCCAAAGGCCGGUCGGUGAUGGGAAUCAAUCAAACCAAGUCUGUCAAGAGUAAUGAGUCUGUCUCCAAAAAAUCCUCUGGCUCGGUGCGCUCCAGCCCUUCAGUGCCGCCAAAGGAGCCAGGAUACGUUCGUCAUGGUUCGCCGAGCGUCGCAGAGGAAUAUGUGCCGACGUUUGCCUCGCAAGACUCGGAGAGCGCGAUCGACGACAUGUCAUCCGUCCUUUCCUUGAACGAAUUCCUGGUCUCUCAGCCCUCUCGCGACGUCAAAGUUCCUUCGACUAUCGAAUACCGCGCGCUACCAGUGCGUCCAGCUCAAGGGAGCUCAGCGGGCUCCACGGCGAACAACAGCUUACGACGACCAAGUGAAUCGGAUACGGGUUUGCGGCCACGGGAGAAGCCGAGCAUGUCAACCUUGAACGGAUAUCUCAUGUCGCAGCAUGUCCCUAGCUCCUCCAUGAUCAGUGGGACACCUAACCCACGGAACAGUCUUACAUUCGCUAUCCAGGAACGCAACCACAUCCUUCUCCAGCGGCUGUUGGCCAAUGGGAUGUCGCCCGACAGGCAUGAGAACAUUCAUCCUUUGAAUGAGGCCAUCAUUCAACGAGACCUGGAGAGCGCGCAGCUACUGUUGCAGUUCAAGGCGAACCCAAACAUCCCCGAUUCGCACGGCCAGACGCCUCUUCUCCUAGCCGUUGAGCAAUCGUUCAUUGAAGGCGCCACAUUACUCCUCCAACAUGGUGCCGACGUGAACUAUCGUGCACAGGCAGAGCUCGACUCCCCAUUAACCAGCUCAGUUUUCAGAGGGAGUCCCACACUGGUUCAGACUCUACUUGCUUACGGUGGCAAACCCAACGAAGAAAUCCACAACGACACGACCCUGCUGAUUGAUUCAAUUCGUCAUGGAGCAUCACAGAAAAUCAUCAGCAUUCUGCUGGACGCCGGCUGCAACCCAGACCUGAAGGACAAACAUGGAAAAACCGCUCUGUGUGAGGCAGUCUUGAAGGAUCAGCCGGCCAUUGUAACUUCUCUUCUGGAUCACCAUGCGAACCCGAAUCUACCGGGUCCUGAGCAUGCCCUUUGGUCUGCAGUGCACCGCCCUGACUGUCUCCGGAUAUUACUCGCCCGAGGUGCGGAUAUCAAGAAGACCCCCGGGCUCAUGGAGCAAGCGACGAGCGUGAACAGCAUUGAUGCCGUGCGCGUUUUGCUUCAGGCUGGUGUCGAUCCCAAUCUGAAGAAGGACGGAGUCUACACCCCUCUCUGCUCGGCUAUCCGUGAUGACCGCCCUGACAUUCUGGAGUUGUUACUGAGCCACGGUGCCGACGCCAAUGUGAUGGCAUCUGAAUACCCCGCGUGGAAAUGUAUCAGCCAUGACCGGCUUCAAUACCUCCCGCAGUUGCUGGCCGCUGGUGCUGACCUGCGCAAACCGCCUGGAAUCGCAGAAAGCGCCGUCCACUGGAACCAUAUGAAAGCCCUGCAGUGGGUGAUUGAGCACGGAGCCAGCCCAAAUGAUCGCAAUUCAGAAGGACACACUGCUCUGACGACGGCGAUUCGAGAGAAUCGCAUGGAGAUGAUCGACUGGUUACUGGCGCACGGUGCGGACCCCAAAAUCCGUGGCCAAGACUGGCCCAUCUACAUGGCGACGCAAUCUUCAGAGGUGCUUCGGAUGAUCUUACCUGUCACCCAAAAUCUCUCUGCCCACAAGGGUGUCAUGGAGAAAGCAGUUCAGUCGGGUUCUCUGGAAAGUGUCAAGCUUUUGCUGGCAGCUGGCGCUGGUGUUGAAUGGAAGAAUGGCGGCGUCUUCUCACCUCUGACAACGGCGCUGAGAGAGCAUCACUUUGACAUUGUGCGAUUCCUCCUUAACGAAGCGGGCGCUGAUCCCAAUGCCCCCGGUGAACAUCUGCCGCUUGUGAAGGCGAUUCGACGUCGCAAGGGCGAUGACUUCUCCAUGAUCAAGUUGCUUAUCGACAAGGGCGCCAACCCUAACCUCUGCUACCGUGACUGGAAUGCCAUCAUGCAAGCUAUCGAGAAUCGGGAUCUCCCGCUCCUUGAAAUUCUGGUCGGUCGCGGUGGUCCGGUGGAUUUCACCCAAAGGGAUGAGACGGGUCAGACUGUGCUUGAGAUGGCCGAGUCUUCCGGCUGGCCGGAAGGAACUGAGCUCCUGCUUAAGGGCUCUCUUCAGUAG